This is a messenger RNA of Thlaspi arvense, 2123 nucleotides long. NCBI's taxonomy places the organism in Eukaryota, Viridiplantae, Streptophyta, Magnoliopsida, Brassicales, Brassicaceae. The record is from the annotation of a GenBank genome assembly.
GUUAUACUCAUUUUUCGCUAAAAAGCUGUGUCGAUCACUAGGAAAAUGAAAACAUUAAUGGCGAGUGUCUUCGAUUGCAGACGAGGGUCGAGAGGUGAUGAUUACGAAAGAGAAAUGGGAUGAGGAACCCAAAGAGACGCAUUUUCUCGGUAGAUUGAUCAAUAAAUCUGGAAUUACUGGAGGAAAGUGGGCGGCUUCUUCUUUAAUCGAUGCACUUUACUGGGAAAAACAAACUUGGCCAUGGGGAAAUGAAUUCACACUCAUACGUUUCUGGGUUUUGGAUGGUUUGAAUCUUUAUGGUAAUUGAACAUCAUAUUACUAUAUAUAGGUGUAAUCACAAUGAUCUUUCCCAUUCAAAAAUUUGAUUCCCAGUACCACUACUGUUCUAAAUAGCUUUCUUGUUUUGAUUCUUCUCCUUUGAGUUUUCUUUUCAUCUUUCCCUGAUGGCUAAUAACGCUGUGAAACCCAAGUUUAGCCUUAGGCUUCUCAUUGAUGAGGAGAAAAACAGAGUUGUUUUGGCUGAAGCUGGGAAAGAUUUUGUUGAUGUUCUCUGUAGUCUCUUGACACUUCCUAUGGGGACUAUUGUCAGGUUGCUUGAGAAGCAUCAAGCUCCUCAGUCUCCCAUCGUUGGUUGUUUUCACAGCCUUUACAAAAGUGUUUCAGACAUGAGCGUUGAUAAUUUCGAGGCUCAAGCUUGUAAGAAUCUCUUGCUGUAUCCACGGAGUGUCAAGGAGAGUCAUUGCAGGAAGCUGAAGCUCAACAUUGAUGGCACCGUGGCGACCAAAUUCUUUGUCUGCCCAAAUUUUAUUAUUCACGAGAAUUGCUGUAAGGUUUACAGCAACCUUAGUACCUCAAGGUGUCGUUGUGGACGCUCGAUGGCCCGCGAGAUUCAGGUUCAAGGAAGCGAGCAUGAUGAUGGAGUAUUCCUUAGCUGCAGAACGUCGUUUAUCAUCACUGAUGGUCUGAAAGUGUCAUUGAACUCUAUGGGUCUUGUAUUGAAUAUCCUCAACGAUCUUGGCUAUGCUGGUUUUGAUAAGCUGCAAGAAAUGCUUGUUGAUGUUGGUUUCCAAGAGGUGCUAACUUUGCUAAGCUGUUUAUUCACUUCGGAAACUCCCUUGACAGACACAUUCCUGAGGAAACACUGUGUUACAAGGAAGCGUAAAGCGUUGACUCCACUGGUGCAAGAGAGUACGGUUGCAGGAGAUGCGGACGAACUUUUAACGGUUAAUGUUUAUGUUAGAAAGACAGACAGUGCAAUUCUUUAUGCUGAGUGCAGAGAAGACUUUGUCGAUCUUCUAUUCACUUUUCUUGCUAUACCGCUUGAGUUUGCUUGGGAACUUUCUGUUGACAAUGUGAAUAUGGGCUGCGUUGGAAAUCUGUGCAGAAGCUUGAAAGAUCUGAGCUUUGAGAAGCAUAAGGAAGCCACAGUUUCCAAAUGCACGCUUCCUUGUUAUUACAAUUUGAGGGGGCUGCUGCUUGAUAUUGUCAUCCAGGAAGGAGUUUUGAAAUAUGAAUGCUUGGUCAAUCGUUAUUCAGGUUCAUCUUCCAGCUUUUCAAGAAAGAUUAAAAAAGAUGUGCUUUCGGAUGAUGAAAGGGUUGCGACGUUAACCCUAAUGGAUCCAAUAUCCAUUUUUGGCUUUGCGAAGGGAGAAACGAAUUUCAUAGUGUCAGACGAUCUGUACAUCACACCUAUGAGCUCAUCCUCAACAAUCUCAAUGUUAAGCAAAUUGCAGAUGAACAUCGGUGAUAUUGAGGAGCAUGUGAUUAACAUUAGCAAAGCACAAGCCGUUAGCUUGUUGAGGGCUUCCUUGAUAACAACCUCUGCAUUAACCAAUGGACUCUCCAACUUCCUCUCAAAGUUGAAGCCGAAAGAAGCAACUCCCUCAGCAUCUAAGAUACCAAAAUCUGAGAAAGUCCUAUGAAGCGUUCCUCUUGUUGUUACUUCUGGCUAUUAGAAUCUUCCAAGUGUUGUUUUGGCUCUUCUUUUUUUGGUGUGUGCGCAAGAUAUAUAUCUAUUUUAUUUAAAUUAUUUCAUUCUCAUGUCAACUAAAAUUUCAAAUCACACCCUUUGGUGAAGGUGUUUAGUUUCCCGUUACUAUUUUGCUAAAGCUCUACAAAUCAAC